Telopea speciosissima is the source of this 996-nucleotide messenger RNA. RefSeq lists its product as uncharacterized. NCBI's taxonomy places the organism in Eukaryota, Viridiplantae, Streptophyta, Magnoliopsida, Proteales, Proteaceae. The record is from RefSeq and is a predicted model, not a curated record. The coding region runs from base 1 to 996 and encodes 331 amino acids. The transcript has 2 exons.
AUGGCUGACACAAAGACAACCACAAAUAAUGUUAAUGUGCAGAUUACAUCCAUUAAACUCAAGGGGAAUUCCAAUUAUCUUCUUUGGGCACAAGCUGUCUGUGUCUACAUUAUGGCUAAGGACAAACUUAGCUAUAUUACUUCUGCUCCUCCGGCUCUAGACUCAAAGGACUACAGUACCUGGGUGAAGGAGAAUGCAAUUAUUCUGAUUUGGUUAUGGAACAACAUGGAACCUGAUAUUGCUGCCAGUGUCAUGUUUCACAUGACUGCGAAAGGAACUGACAAGUCACUUCAAGAGUACUACAGUGCUUUUAAGGGGAUUGUUGAAGAGUUGAAUGUAUUUCAGCCCCUUACUACUGACAUUGAAAAAUUGAAGGCUCAAUGGAAUGAGUUCUUUGUCUCAAAGUUUUUGGCUGGAUUGAGUCCAAGUUUGAAGGCCAUGAAGGGUCACCUACUGGCUGGUGAAUCUGUCUCCACACUAAAUGAUACUUACUCUAGGUUGCAGUGCAUUGCCUCUCCUAGUUCCAAACCAGACAAUACUCCUCCCAAGGAAAACUCAGCAUUCACUACUAGCGGAGGCCAUGGCAGAGAUCGUAAUUUAGGGGGAGGACGUGGUGCUGGUGGUCGUGGCUCAGGUGGGCAGCAUAUUGCCAAAGCUGCCUGGCAGUGUUCUUAUUGUGGGAAACUCAAUCACACUAUUGAGACAUGCUGGUCCAAGCAUGGGAAAAUAGAGUGGGCUCAACACUUGGCCAAUCAUGCAGCUCCUGAAGAUGGUACAAACAUAGUUUCAUCCAGUGAAAGUAAAUCAAGUUCAUCAGUCAUGGCAGAUUCCUCCACUACUCUUUGUGAUGAGGUUCAUCAGUUGGAGCCGCAUAAAGAGUCUAGAGUCAUCCACUUCCAGUACUGGGGCAUCCACUUCCACUGCCACACUGGCCUGCUUUUCUUUCCACCACUUCUACACCCUGGAUUAUUGAUUCCUGGGCUUCCGCUCACAUGA